This is a messenger RNA of Besnoitia besnoiti, 1161 nucleotides long. RefSeq names its product SAG-related sequence. Bases 1 to 1161 code for a protein of 386 amino acids. NCBI's taxonomy places the organism in Eukaryota, Apicomplexa, Conoidasida, Eucoccidiorida, Sarcocystidae. The transcript has a single exon. Gene Ontology annotation, cellular component: membrane. The record is from RefSeq and is a predicted model, not a curated record.
AUGGCGACUGCUUCGGGUAUGAGCUCGCCGACUCCCUCGCGCGUGCCCGGGCUCCUCGGGUGUCGAGUUUCCCAACACAAACUGUGCAUGGCGACUCAACUCAAACUACCGGUGGUGUUCGUGCUUGCCACAUUUAUUGCGCUGCUGCUUGGGACAAGUUGUUCGAGGGCGCUAGCUGACGAGCCCCAGAGCUCUAACUCGAAAUGCACAGCGAAUUCAGGCGCGACCGUGUGUGUUUGCGAUCCAACUGACUCUACUGAUAAACAGCUGAAGGCCACCAUCUCAGGAGGCCAAACAAGAAUGGAGCUUCUCUGCAAAGGGGAAAUGACCUUCGCCCCGAAUCAGUUGUCUGACUCGAUGGUUUGCCUGGCAGCUUCUGAGGGUUUGUGCCAGUGCCAAUUGCCUGCGGUGAAAGAGGGAACGGCAUGUGUCCACAUUAAGGAUCUCCUCUCCGGGGAGGCCAGCCACGUGCAGUGGACAAAUGAGAAUAUAAAACCGGAAUCCCGCACGGACAAGUCAAUGUUCCUGAGCAUUCCUGAGGAAAAUCUUCCGUUUGCUAACAAACAAUUCAUCGUUGGCUGCACACAUGCCGACAACAAGAAAUGCCAAGUAAUCGUGACGAUCGAAGCUAAGAAGACUGUGAAACAAGAACGAAAGGUGACGUGUGCCUAUGGCAAAGACAGCAACAACAGCAAACAACACCAAACCAUCACACUCACCCCCUCGCAAAACAGCUUCACGCUCGUCUGCGGCGCCGAUGGAGACGUUCUUCCUGCCGACUACAACAGCCAUUAUUGCCCAGUCACCGAAACCCCGACGGAUGCACAAGCAUCCUGCAGCGGCAAUUACGAAUCGAUUUUCCCUGCGUAUAACUCGAACUGGUGGAAGCCGUCCGAGCCAAAGUCGUUUACGUUUGAGGUCCCGGCUGACCAGUUCCCUGAGAAGGAAGCCAAGAUUUCGCUUGGGUGCCAGCAGCAAGCGGGACCUGAGGGGCAUGUGCGCACGGCGAGUAGUGACGCGACUCAGACAAGCGUGUGUAACGUCGAUGUGACGAUUGAGGGCACUGGUCCGGCGAGCUCUUCAUAUGGUGGAUUCGCCAGUAUUUUGGUCUUCUCGACCGCUGUCACCGCAGCAGUUGCAUUCCUGAAUCAGUCCCUGUGA